UUUGUUAAACUGUUCCUAGAUCCGCUACAGACAGGAGCAUAAAAUAUGCAAAGGCGAACAACUGCGUGAGCUGAUAGCUCGUUAGCCCUGUAGCUCCCAAACUUGCAGUUAGCAAGGAGUUGUGCUGUUGAGAAUGAGCAUGGCAGACAAUUUUAAAGGAAAAACGUCAAAAGAGCAGAAAUACGAUCGACAGCUCAGACUGUGGGGUGAUCAUGGACAAGAAGCGUUAGAAAAUGCUCAUGUUUGUUUGAUCAAUGCUACAGUUUCUGGGACCGAAAUUCUUAAAAACCUGGUGCUUCCAGGCAUUGGCGCAUUCACCAUUGUAGAUGGACACAAAGUCUCUGGAGAAGAUGUUGGAAACAACUUUUUUCUAAGUAACAACAGCAUUGGAAAGAAUCGUGCCCAGGCUGCCACAGAGCUCCUACAGGAAUUGAACAGUGACGUAUCUGGAAACUUUGUCGAGGAGACUCCAGACAAGCUCUUGGACAAUGACCCGGAGUUCUUCCACAGGUUUAGCUUGGUGAUUGGCGUUCAGCUCCCCGAGAGCACAUUUCUUAGACUGGGGGCAGUUUUGUGGAGUGGCGCAGUGCCCUUUCUGCUGUGUAGGACGUAUGGCCUCGUUGGGUACAUGAGACUAGUGGUGCAAGAACACACAGUCAUUGAAUCUCAUCCAGACAAUGCAUUGGAAGACUUGAGGCUGGACCACCCAUUUGCUGAGCUGAACAAUCACAUUCAGAAUUAUGACCUGGAUAAUAUGGGAAAAAAGGAUCAUAGCCAUACGCCAUGGAUAAUCAUCGUCGCUAAGUAUCUUGAAAAAUGGUUCAGUGAGCACAAUUUUCAGCUACCGAAGAACUACAAAGAGAAGGAAGCAUUCAGACAGCUUAUUCGGCAAGGAAUCCUCAAGAAUGAUAACGGAGUUCCUGAAGAUGAGGAGAACUUUGACGAGGCAAUCAAGAAUGUGAACACGGCCCUGAAUCCCACCAAGAUCCCCAGUGCAAUAGAGGAUCUCUUCAAUGGGGAGCAGUGCAAGAACAUUACGUCUCAGACGGCGGCGUUCUGGGUGAUGGCCCGGGCGGUGAAGGAGUUUGUGGAGAAUGAGGGUGCAGGAAAUCUGCCUGUGAGAGGCACCAUCCCAGACAUGAUCGCUGACUCUGAGAAAUUCAUCAAACUCCAGAGCAUUUACAGAGAGAAGGCAAUGCAAGAUGCCAUGGUUGUGUCAAAGUAUGUGGAAUCUCUGUUGCAGUCAGUUGGAAAGCCAACAGAAAGCAUUUCUGAACAAGACAUUAAGCUCUUCUGUAAGAAUUCAGCUUUUCUGAGAGCGGUGAGCUGCCGGUCGCUAGCUGAGGAGUACAGCAUGGACUCCUUCUUUAAGGACGAGAUCACCUCCUGCAUGGACAGCCCCGACAGCGAGAUGGUGCUCUACCUCAUGCUGCGCUCGGUGGAUCGCUUCUACCAACAGCACUCCCGCUAUCCAGGCGUCUACAAUUAUCAGGUUGAAGAAGACAUUGGCCAGCUGAAGUUGUGUGUGAACGGCUUGCUGCAGGAAUAUGGCCUGAAUGUGAAUGUAAAAGAUGACUACGUACAUGAAUUCUGUCGCUACGGUGCUGCUGAACCCCACACAGUAGCAUCUUUCUUGGGAGGAUCUGCUGCUCAGGAGGCUAUCAAAAUUAUCACACACCAGUUUGUACCUUUCAACAAUACCUUCAUUUACAACGCCAUGUCUCAGACAUCUGCCACUUUCCAGCUGUGAAAUAAAGCAUUUGCUCUAUGCUGUACCAUUAUUUACUGUGCUGUAAAAUGUUUGUUUGUUAUUUAAUGCUCCAAUAUAUAGCCCGCAAGUUUAUCAAAAUGUCGCCAAAUGGGAUAGUCCUUCUUGUCACACGUUAAAGGGCUUUAUCUUCCCGUUUUGUUCUUUACUGAUAUAGCCAAUUGUCAAACAAUGUUCGAUGGAAGUCAAAAGUUUAUUCUGUAUAUAUCACUGAAAUGAGACAUUGAACUUAGUCACAAUCUUCUUAUGUUUGGAAACUUACUGUAUUUGCACGGUCUUACAUGCAGAACAGGUGACGUAUGCAUGAACAUUGAAGUGGGUUUAUCCACAGUGGAAAUAAUUGCAGUUUGUUCGUUAACUACCACUUAAUUACAACAUUUGUAUUUUUUUGUUGGUGAUAAUUUAAAAACAUAAUGGUAUGACUAUAUUUUGCCAGUGAAGCCUCAUUAGCUAUUCUGGCAUCUAAAUGUUGGGUCUCGGGCCAAUUGUUGACUUUUUUGUAUCCUCCUUUCAAAGAAUGGAGGUCACCUUGUUUGCAUUCUGAAGAAUAUAGACUUCAGUUGUUUCAGUAUAAUUACUGAUAUUGGCGAAUUUCGUCAUAUAAUUGGUUGUUAUUAUGUCUAACUCAGCUAUUUCCAUUGUAGAUGUCCUGGAUUUAUAUCACUAUAUUAAUGGUGUACUACAUAAAUACUGUGGGAAAUGCCUUGUGUUUGUCACAGAGAUGCAGAAUUGUGAUAAAUUAAUAAGGUGUCCUGAGUAAAACAUUUUCCUGCACCAAAGUGGUGAUGGAAAAAAAUAAAAUUGUACAUACUUCUCA
Anguilla rostrata (American eel) is the source of this 2585-nucleotide messenger RNA. It is a transcript of the gene nae1, whose product is annotated as nedd8 activating enzyme E1 subunit 1. Gene Ontology annotation, biological process: protein neddylation. The record is from RefSeq and is a predicted model, not a curated record. The transcript is spliced from 20 exons. Gene Ontology annotation, cellular component: cytoplasm. Bases 134 to 1750 code for a protein of 538 amino acids. Gene Ontology annotation, molecular function: NEDD8 activating enzyme activity. NCBI's taxonomy places the organism in Eukaryota, Metazoa, Chordata, Actinopteri, Anguilliformes, Anguillidae.